Molecule: messenger RNA, 927 nt
Organism: Rotaria sordida
Lineage: Eukaryota; Metazoa; Rotifera; Eurotatoria; Philodinida; Philodinidae
Source: the annotation of a GenBank genome assembly
AUGACUUUAUCACAAUUGAAAGUUAGUUUUCUUGGUCUUGGUAAUAUGGGUAAUGCUAUAGCAAAAAAUAUUCUCAACAAAGGUUUUCAACUUGUUGUUUGGAAUCGUACAGCUUCAAAAGCAAAUGAUUUAGUGAAUGCUGGUGCACGUCUAGCAACAACUCCUCGUGAAGCUGUUGCAAAUGCUGAUGUUAUUAUUAGUUGUCUAUUUGAUGAUAAAUCAUGUCUAGAUGCUGCUCAAGGAGAAAAUGGAUAUCUAAUGGAAAUUCAAAAAAAUGCAAUACAUGUCAAUACUACAACUAUCAGUCCACAGGUUGCUAAUCAACUUGAAACAUUACAUAAACAACAUGGAGCUUAUUAUAUUGCAGGACCUGUUUUCGGUCGUCCAGAUGUCGCCGCUCUUGGAAAAUUAAAAUCUUUCUUAGGUGGUAAUCUUGAAGCAAUUGAACGUGUUCGACCUGUAAUUGAAACAUAUUCUGGUGGUUCAAUAAUUAUUGUUGGUAAUAAUCCAGCACACGCAAAUGUUAUAAAAUUAACAGCAAAUAUGAUUCUUGUUGCAAAUAUUUCUCUAUUUGGUCAAGUAUAUGCAUUUAAUGAACGUUGGGGUAUUGAUCAUGAUAUGACUCAUGAAAUACUUGGUACAUUUUAUUCACAUCCAAGUUUAUUAGCUUAUGAAGCACGUGUACGAGAUAGAAAUUAUGAAAGACCAAUGGGAGAAGGAUUUGGAGUCGAAGGAGGUUUAAAAGAUGUUAAUACAAUGUUAAAUACUGGUGAUCAAGUUGGUGUUCCUCUUCCAUUUUGUAGUAUUAUGAGAGAACACUAUGUUUCAGCAAUUGGAAAUGGAAUGGCAGACAUGGAUUGGUCAGCGUUAGGUGAUAUAGCAAGACUCAAUUCUGGAUUACCUUUACAAACUCAACAAAAGAAAUAA